Messenger RNA from Lathyrus sativus (Indian pea), 1443 nucleotides. The record is from the annotation of a GenBank genome assembly. Lineage: Eukaryota; Viridiplantae; Streptophyta; Magnoliopsida; Fabales; Fabaceae.
AUGAUGAUGUCUAUUAAAUGUAUGAUUUUUCACAUGUUUAUUAUUCUAUCUAUGAGUGAAGUUUUCUAUGCACAAGAAGAAUCUUCUGAUGUUACUCCAAUGGAGAAACAAGAACUUCAAGCUUUGUUCUCAACCAUUCAAGGCUUUGUUGGUGAUUCAUGGAAUGGCUCAUCUCUCUAUCCAGAUCCUUGUGGCUGGAGUCCUAUUCAGGGAGUUUCUUGUGAUAUUUUCAAUGGAUUUUGGUAUGUAACAGUUCUCAACAUUGGACCUAUUCAUGAUAAUUCUCUGGUAUGUUCUGAUAAAAAAUUGGAAUUUAGACCAGAAUUAUUUAACCUAAAAUACCUAAAAGCUCUAUCAUUCUUCAACUGUUUUCAAUCACCAAAUAGUCUUCCAGUUUCAAUUCCUACUGGAAACUGGGAGAAAUUAUCUGAGAGCUUAGAAUCGAUUGAAUUUCGAUCCAAUCCAGGUCUUAUCGGAAACAUUCCUUCGUCUUUCGGUGUCCUCAAGAAUCUUCAAUCAAUGGUUUUACUAGAAAAUGGAUUAACCGGUAGAAUACCACUAGAAAUUGGAAAUCUUGUGAAGUUGAAGAGACUCGUUCUUUCGGGAAACAAUUUCAGUGGCAAUGUUCCGGAUAAUUUCGGCGGGUUAAGAGAUUUGUUAAUCCUUGAUUUAAGUAGAAAUUCGUUAUCCGGAACAUUGCCUUUGACAUUCGGAAAGAUGAUUUCGGUUUUGAAGAUUGAUGUUAGUCAUAAUUUUCUUGAAGGAAAGUUGCUUAAUGAGUUUUCAAGUCUUAAGAAUUUGACACUUAUGGACUUAAGGAACAAUAGAUUUUGUUGCGGAUUGGUAGAUUCUUUGCAAGAGAUGAAUUCUUUGGAAGAAUUGGUUUUGUCAAAUAAUCCAUUAGGUGGUGAGAUGAGAGUUUUGAAAUGGGAGAAUCUGAAAAAUUUGGUGAUUUUGGAACUCUCUAACAUGGAAUUGAGAGGUGAAAUUCCUGAGUCAUUAUCUGAGUUGAAGAAAUUGAGAUUUUUGGGACUUAAUGAUAAUAAUCUUACAGGUAAAGUUUCACCAAAGCUGGAAUCACUUCCUUCUCUUAAUGCACUUUACUUAAGUGGAAAUAAUCUAAAAGGGGAGAUUCAAUUUUCAAAAGGGUUUUUUGGUAAAUUGGGGAGACGUUUUGGUGCUUGGAGUAAUCCAAAACUUUGUGUUCCACUUGGAGUUAUGUCAUCAAACAAUGUUCCAUUUGGGGUGAAACCAUGUCACCAACAAGAAGAGGUUCAUUUGGUGAAAUCUAAUGCAAAAAAAGAGAUUCUCAAUAGUGAUAUGAAUAUGAACAAUACUUCCAAUUUCAUAGCCUCUAUGGGAUUAUCUAGGUGUGGAAAUUGUGGUUUUUGGUGGAUUUUUUUGGUUUUGGGUUUAGUACUUAAUUGUAAUAUAGUUUUUUAA